CUUUGCCAAAGUGGUUAUUUGGAUUUAAACUGGUGUUAUCGUUUGGCUCUCUCUUUGAUUCAGUGCUGAGCAGCUGGUUUAAAAAGGUCUUUAAACUCUUGGUUUGUCUUAUUUAUCCAAAAGCUCGUUUUUUUUUAAUGUACAAUAUGCUGAAGCCUAAAUUUCGUUCCAAGUACAAAUUGAAACUACAUUGUAUCCUCCCUAGAAAUUAAAGGUAAUGAAUUUACCACCAUAUAUAUCUCGAACUCCACCUCCUUUAAAUGAAACAGAGGAUGAUGAAGAUGAAGAGUUUGGAACAUUUGCUGUCUGCAGUGACUUAGGUGAGGAAGUGUGUGAUGCUUUUGAAAAAAACUCACAUGUUAUGAGAGGUGAUGAUAAUGUCAGUGAAGACUCUGGCUUUUGUAUGAACUCAGUUUGUCAAACACAAUCACCUUGUGAUGUCAGUCCCUUAUCUUCUUCUUAUUUUAAGGGUAAUGAAUGCAUGGGCAUUGAAAACCAAGGCAAUAUUGUGGACAGUUCGCCAAAAGAAACAGAAAGUUCUAAAUCUGAAGAUUUAAAAUUAAAUGAUUCUUGCUUUGAUCAUUCUUCAUUUACUCAGGAAUUUGAAACCUUUCAAAAUGAGGAAAUUUAUAUCGAAUCUUCUGAUCCAGUUGAAUCUUCUGAUCCAGUGGUGGAGCCUGAAUUUAGUAAAAAUAAAAUAUCAUUUGAAAAUCAAAUAUCCAAUUCCAAAAGCAAUCUUAAUGGAAUAGAAGAGGUUAAUUUUGUUGAUGAUAAUGCUGUUCAUAUUGUUGCUGAUACAACAGUUAAUGAAGACAUUUUACUAAAUGAUAAUUACAGUCAAGUUACAAAUGACAGUAGUUUCCAAGCAUCUUUAAAAAGCAAUGAAACAGAUUGGUUUCAAAGCUCUUGUGAAGAGGUUAAUGUUGAUGAUACUUGUUCAACAAAUGAACAUUCCAAAUUAACAAAUAAACGCCUUGAACUCCAUGAAGAAGGUACUUCUCAUAUUCAAGGUACUGUAAAUGAUGUACAAUUUCCUGAAUUUCUUACUUCAACUUGUUCUGAUAAGAGUACUAAGUAUUUCCCUAAUGAAAAUGCUUAUGAAGAAAACAUUGAACUUGUAGACCAUUGGGGUUCAGAAGAUGAUGAUUUCUCUGAUUUCACUAGCUUUCAGGUGGUUGAGUCAGUUUCUGAAAUACCUUUUAGCAAAUUUGAGUUUCAAUUUGGAGACAAUGAAACAUUCCCAAAUGAAGCCACAGAACAUUUUUAUGAAACACUUCAAUCAUCCAUAGAAAGGAACAGUCUGUGGAAUAGUUUAAAAUUGUUUGAGGAAACUCAUGCUUUCAAAUAUCAAUGGUCGACUUCUUGUACUCAGAUGAAGUUUUUACAAGCUCUACACAUUGAUUCUAGGAAUAUUCUUUGUGGUCCAUGGAAUAAAAUAAAUAAAGUAAAUUUGGCUGAUACAUCUUGUUCAUUUGAAAUAAAUACCUAUAAUGUUGAUGCCUUUUCAUCCACAAACUCACCUAGAAAUAAGGAGAUGAUACCUGAUGCUCAUUUUGAUUGGAUUACUAGUGGUCUUGUUAAUCCCCUGCAAGGAUCUAGUAACGAAAAAGAAAUUACUCAUAGCUUAGAAGAAAACAAUAUUACUGAAAUUUUGAAAUCAAGAAGCCGGGAUGUUCUUAGCUCUCUUCCAAACCAUAAUUUUUUGAAAUUGACUUAUAUUAGUUUUAAAUAACAUCUAUUCAGUAUUUUAUUUUUGUAUGUGAUUAAUGUUUAUAAUUUUCGUCCUAUUUUUUUUGUACAGAAUUUAAGCAUUUAACUACUUAAUCAAUGUCAAAAAAAAAAAAAAAAAAAAUAAUGAAAAUCAUUUAUAAGUAUUAUUUUAUUAGUAAUUUUAUAGUAAUGAUUUGAAAAUAUAUUAAGUUCAAGUACUUAUGAUGUAAUUUGGUGAUAGCAUUCUUUUGUGAUUCUUAUAUUCUGCAUAAACAUAAAGACAACUAUAGUGUGAUAAUUGUAAUUUAUUCAAAUAAGAUUUGUUGGAUUCAUUGUUCCUUCUAAAAUAUUUUAGAUUAUAACAAUUGGCUGUCAUUUAUAGUUCAACUUCUUAAUGAGCUAUGGUUUCGAUAACUAUAUUAAAUUUUUUUCAAAACAGUUGAUUAAUUGUUAAUUUGUUUGGUUUUAUUAUGAGAUUUAACUGGUAAAAAAAGAAUUUUGAUGUUAAAACAUGUAAUUUUCAGAAAUAUUAAUGUUACAUGUUUUAUUUGUAAAUAACUCCGUUAUAAGUUCUUGUAAAUAUGAAGCUAAUUAAAAUUGCUUGAUAAUUGCACACCAAUUGUUCAUAUUUGUAUUUGUGUUUUCCUACACUGAAUUAGGAUUUAUGUUUGUGUAGGAUUUGUUCCUUUUCUUUAAAACUUAUGUUAAAUUUUAACUAUCGUAAAAUAGAUAAUCAUGAACAACAAGCAAACAAAAAAAUUUCAUCUUUAUUCUGUUUGUGUCGGUUCAUGUUUUAUUAUUAAGCAAAUUUAGCACAUAUUAUAUAUUAAUGCCUAAUUGGUUACAUAUUAACGCAUAUUCUUUUACUAUUAGCUUUUAACUGAGAUAGAAUAACUCAUCUCUUUAUUGAUACAUUUAAUGAUUAGUUAUGUUAAAAAUAAUUUUUAUUUAGCAAACUUUUUAUUGCUUAAAUAUUUCAGUCUAGCCCUACAAUUCAUUGUGGUGCCCUGCCUCCUAAUUUUUCAUUAUAUUAUUUUAAUUGUUAUUUUUCUAAAUUUUUCUUCAUAAAAUAUGAAACAAUUAUUAAUUUAUUUUAAAAUUAUUUUUGAAGUUUCAAUAGUUACUCAUUGAUAUUAUUAGACAGAAAUGUCCAUUAUGCCUUUUGAGAGUGAUCAAGUAGCCUUUUUAUUAUUAUUACUUUUUUUUACUAUCUAAAAUAUCUAGAACAUUUAUUUCAGUUGUUAAAUUAUUGCCUCAUUUAGUUUAGUAUUACAUUAUGAAUUUUAUUUAUCAUGAAGUUAUAAUAAUAUAUGUUUGCCCAUUAUUUCAUAUAUUAUGAAUGUUAAUUUUGUCAUUGUUAAGUUCCAUAGCAAUGAUCUCCAAUACAUAUUGGGUUAAGCAUCAUUAGAAAAGUUAUAUGGUGCAAUAAAAGAAUGAACAAAUUUUUCACCUGAAAAUAUGUUAAAAAUUUGAUACAUGUGAAUGUGAUGAUAAGUAUCAUUCAGUUAUAUAGUUUCAUUAACUGAUUUUACAUGAUGGAACUUAUAUUGCGGUUUCCUUUUCAAUAGUUUGAUCAAAUGCCUAUUAAAUAUUCAACUGUAGUAUUAAUCAAGGAGAUGCUCAGGAUCAAACAAAAAAUAUUUAAAAAAGUGUUAAUUAAAUACUUAUGUUUAGACCUUAAUAACAAGCCUUCUUAUGGACUACAAAGAACAAUAUACAAUCAAAGUGAUAGAAGUUUAUAAAUUGUCAGUAUAAGAGGUAGGAAAUAGCAAUUAAGUAUAAUGGAAAUGAAUAAUUAACAUCCGAUUGGUCAUAACUAGGGCUUAAAAUGAAAAAUUUAUUCUCAUUUUUAAUCGUUUCUAAUAUCUUUAUUUUCAAUCUAAGCCCAAUUGCAUUUAUUUAAUGUAAAUAAUUGUUUGUUUAGAACUUAAAUAAAUAAACUUUUACAAUGAACCCAAAACACUAAAUUUUCACAGAACUUAUUUAAAUUUUAUUUUUUCAAAAUGUUUCAUGGUGUCAUAAUUGAUUUGACCAAAAAUUAAAUUGGUGUCUUUUUGACAGUGUUUCAAGCCCUGAUUAUAUCAGAUAAGAAAUAAACAGCCAAUGUCUGAGAAAUUAGAGGUUAUGUGCAGUCUAUUACAGCAACUUUGAAGUGGAAUAGGAUCUUUUGGGUUUAUUAAGGUAUUAAUUAAAAAGAAUUCUCUUUCUUAAUAUUACUCAUUAGUAUAUGCUAGGGACUAAUCAACAGAGCAAUGUUAAACUCUUUCUACCUUAAUAUACCUUUAUUUUACAUGUUUUGUUUCUUGUUCUUCAUAGCCUUGGAAAAUGAUUGCAAUGUGGGCUGAUAUAUCGGCAUUGGAAUAAUAGAUUUUUUUUACUAUAUUUGUUUCAAUUGCCAUCCUAUUGAUUUCCUUCUUGCAUAAUUAAAAUAUUAAUAAUUGUAAUGAAUGCUUGAUUUUAUUUCAAAAGUGUACGUUUUAAAAACUUUAUUUUAUGAUGAAUAAUAUAUUAUUAAAAAAUGGAUUGAAAAGAUUACAAUAUUUAUUUAAAAUUCUUUCCAAGCUUUCUUAGCAUGUUUUAUACCCUUUGUUUAUAUCAAUAGUCAGGGUGGGAUUUCAUAGAAUAGAAUCAUAAAUAUAUGUAAUGUUACUAAAUCAAAUUGUGUUUGCCCAUGUGAUUGAAAAAUUUAUUUCUGUUUCAAAUCCUUGGUAUUAGUUUAUUUCUCUGUAAGUUCAUUUACUUUACUUUUCUUUGCAGUAAAAAAAUCUUUUAUCUCUGUAGAAAUGAUAAAAUUGUCUUUUAUAUGAAGGAAGACUGAUUAGACAACUAAAUGAAGGAAGAAAAAAAGAAAGAAUUAGGAACGAGUUUAUGUAUGAAUUUUUAGAAUUUUUAUGCGCUUGUAUAACUGCUGUUAAUUAGAAAGUGUAUCUAUAGUAAUAAAAGUGGCUUAAGUUUUACUUUUAUAUCCUAAAAAUGUAAAUCAGCAGCUCUGUUUAAGUAAUUUAACUCUCUUUUAAAUGUUUUUGUGUUGUAAAAUAUUUAUUUCUAUUUGGUAGAAUUUUAAAUAGUAAUUGGAGGAGAUUAUUUUGAUAACAAAACAGAUUAAAAAAAUCACUAAGCUGUUAAUAAAAUAUAUAAAUCUCAUAGAUUUUUUAUUGUAUCAAACCAUUUUAGAUAAAUGACAACUUUUCUUUGAUUUAAAUUAUAUCGGAUGUUGAUCCAUUGUGUUGGUUCUGUAUAUUGAUAUAGACAAUCGUAACAGCGAUGAACAUUAUGAUUAUAUCCUAAUUGAAAAUUGUGAUAGGGCUUUGUUGGACAUGACUAAACAGGCUUAAUUCAUAAUUAUUGAUUAUUUUUUCAAUUUCUUUGGACUUAAGUGUUUGAAUAAUGUUGGUGGGAAAGGCACCUCUCAAAUUUGUCUCAACGGUACCAAUUGGUGAGCUAUUCGAUUGUAUUGUGUGCUAUAGGGUGCCUCGUGUAUAUCCCCUACAAGUCUUGAUUACUUGUGCUCCUAUAAUUUAUAAAUGUCUGUAAAAAAUAUUACAAUACAUGACCAUAGAUCUUCAUGGUUUUUUCACAUACAUAUAAAUAUAGAAUUUUUUUUUUAUCAAAUUACCUGUCCCUCCUGCAGCACUAUUCAAAAUUAAGUACAGCCUUAUAAUAUGUUUCUAGUGUCAAGUAAAAAUUUAAGAAGUUAAGUUUAAAUAAUAGUUUUGCCUUUCCUUAAAUUAACUAUAGCAAGGCUAGUUUUAUAUAAAAAAAAAAUAGUUGACUGUCCUAUUAAAAAAUGGGGGUGAGGAUAAAUUUUCUUUCCUAUUUUUCUAAUGGCUGUCAGUGUACCUAACUGACUUGAGCAUUCAUUAUUUAGGGAAAACCUCAGAUUUGGGUUUUCAUUUCACAAAACUCUUAAAGAAAGUUAUAAUGAUAUGAAAAUGUUGGUCACCAUAAGGGAUUUACCUCAUACAGUUUCUGAAAUAUAGCAUCAGAUUUCAAUUCUGAGACCUCAGCAUGCCCCUCUAUAGAAAGUGAUUAUUAUAUAAAUAAACUAUAAUAGUGAUGUCAAUUCCUAAUAUUUAGCUGUGAAAAUUUAUUAUUUUUUAUGAUGGAUUAAAGUUAGGAUAUAUAUUUUUUUUUAAACCUGUGAGCUGGACAAAUAUUCUUUAUUUUAAAAUGUUCAAUUAAAUGUUAGCAUCAUUCCUUAGUCAUUUUAGGAUCAAAUAUCUGCCUGGAACUGUAUAUAAUUUGGCAAAGGUUGAUUACUGUCAUGAAACAUUUUUUCAUAUGAUUAAUAAAAAUUAUUUAUACCUUGCACAUAUUUGAUUUAGCAGUUUAAUUUCUGAUGAUAAAAAUUUGUCAACAAAAUUUUAGCAUAUGUAAGUCAAUCAGGAAACAUAAGUUUUAUGUUCAGCUUGAGUAAAAUACAGAUCUUCUAAAAAAGAUAUGUGCUUACACUAAAUGGAAAACUUAUUUAAUAUAAGAUUCAAGAAGUCAUGAACUUAAAAUAAUACAAAUUGUCAACCAAAUAAUAAUUCUGACCUACUUGACUAUUAAGAAUUUAAUUUAAUAUCUGUUGAUUGUAACUUUAGAGAAUAUAUUAUUGAAAUUAUGCUGUUAUUACCUACUUAUAUAAUGGAUAACAAGUGAAUUUUUGGUAUCUUUCUUUAAGUUUUAAAUUACUUUAAGUAGUCUUUGAUAAGUUUUAAUACUUUAAUUCAAAUUAAAUUUAAUUUUGUGUCAUUGGGAUAAAAUAUGUGAUGUCCUGUUUCAUUUAUCGAAUACGUUCUAAAGUUCCAAUUUUAACCUGUUUCAAUAUUUUAAAAUUAUUACUUUUACAUGAUGAUAAAUUAAUCUUCGUAUAACAAGUAGAUAAUAAAUAAAUAGAUAUAGCUUUACUGAUUCACAUUUCACAUCACUUCUCUGUGUUUUCUUAUUUAUUUUCGGUACGCUAACUUACAUUCUUUAUUAAUUUGUUUUUAAUUUUAAAAUUUUCAUAUUAAAUCAAAGAACAACUUGAUUUCACAUCUAUUUGUUGUUGGUUGAUAAAUUGUGAUUUCAUCCAUUCAUCAAAAUGGACACAUGAAUAAAAAUAAACAAUUGGUUUACUGAAAUAAAAACAAAAAUGCAACUAUAAAACAAAGGCAUUUAUUUUUCCUAUACAAAUUACAUUCCAUCCGUAAAAAUUACACAUCUAGCUGUGGAUAGUUGGUUCAAUUAUAAUGAUUACAGGAAAGUGUGUGGGAUAUAGAGAUGGUCAGUGUAUUUAUUUUGGUGUAUACAUUCUUAGUUGUAUGCAUUGGUUUAUUAAAACUCAUUUAACUUUGAAAUUCUUAUUAAUUCAAUUAAUACUUAUAAGUUGUGAUAAGAAACUUCACUAAGAUUUUUUUAUGAUUUAGUUAAUUCUUAGUUAAAGCUAUUGACUUUCCUUAGCUGUAUCCCUUUAACUUGUCUCUCUCCCCCUUUCAGUUUUACUCAGUCAUAUGGAUGUUAUUUAUAUAUAUAUAUAUAUAUAUUGAUGUUACUUCAUUCCUUUGUCCUUCACAUCCGUUUAAUCAAAAUCAAUAUCCAUUUGUUCUGUUUUUCUUUAACAUCAAUUUUAUCAUAGCUAAAAAUUUUUAAAUAUUCUGGGUAUCCUAAUGGGUAGCUGAAGAAUAGGUUUUCCAAUGAAGAAUGGUUCUCCUAAGUGAGAAUUAUUCUGUUUUAGGUACAAGUUUCAAGAAACAUAUUAUUUAAACUGUUUGUGGAACUUUUUCCAAUCCUUGAUGAACACUAUUUUGGAUUAUUGUUUUAAGAAUAUAUUAUAAUUUGAGCAUCUCAGGUCACUGACAAUAUUGGUCCCAUUAUGGUCAAUAAAGUUAGCUGUAUUUUAAUUUAUUUUAAAUUCUUGUAAAAUACUUUUUUGUUGUUUCAAAUGUUUUAUAAAAAAACAUAGUAGAUUUGUCAUAAAUCUCUUUAGUAUUAGAUGAUCUGAAAAUGCAUUUAAUUCCAAUGCCAGUCUUAGGAACUGUGUGCUAUUGUUCUAAAUAUCUGUGAUAUUAAGUAGUUAAUAUCUAAUGUAGUAUCUAAUGUUUAGCAAUUUUCAUUCUUAUAUUUCUGUACCAUCAAUUUGUGAUUUUUUUUGUUUUUUUUCAUUUUGUGUUCCCCUAGUUAAUUUUAGUGAUGAAUAGUGUUCGCAUUUACUUUUUGUUUUGUGAAAGUUUUUAAAAUUUAUUAUAUUUAAAUUUUAAUAAUGGUUUAUUUUUAAAAAAAGUGUUUUCUUUACCUCUGCAAUGGUUAUUUUGAAUUUGAUAUUUAUUAUUGUAUUGGCAGAUUUUAGGCAUGAUUUAGAUUAUAGUUUCAUAUUAAAAAUAAUGGAAUGCUAAACCUAACAGCACAAUUUAUUAGUUUAUUUUUGAUGCUAUAGUAUUUGUAAAGAAGACUAAUUAAUCUUUAUAAAAUAAAAUCAAUUCACAUAUAUUUUGAAAUAUUUAUUUAUUAAGAUUUCAGUAGCAUUGCUUAGAAUGCCUACUUCUGACCCAUAAUACACCCUAAUGAUUAUUCAGUGUAUUUUCAUAAAUUGCUAGGGAUGCUGUAGUAUUGUAGUAAAGAAUGAUCCCUUGCUAUGAGCUACCCAAAGGUUUUAAAAGCUAAAAAAAAAACAUUUAUUUUUUGGUUUCAUAUUUUGUGUAGAUCACAGCCGCCAUCUUCCAUUCACUCAGGAGAUAAAGAAGCCCUCAAAAACCUCUUAUCAGCAAGAAUAUAUAUAUAAUUGAUGCAAAGUGUAUUGGUUGUAUUUUUUAAUAAAAUUAGACAUUAUAAAAUCUUAAACCAUACUUAUUACAAAAUAAAACUUUAAAGAUGAUAUAAUAUUAGCCUAUAUCAUCAAAUAAUAUCUGUAGGUAGUAGGAACCCAUAUUGAUUAAUCAAUAAAUAUUUUUGGUGUGUUGUGGGUCCAAAGAAGACAUUCUGAACAAUUACCUGUUUGUUUUUUCCUAUUUUGAAGGUUAAUAUUUUAUAAAUUUUUUUAUAGAUAUAAUUUUUUUCAUAAAUUUGUAAUUCUAAUUGAUAACAUUGAAGAUAAGAAUAUUGACCAUAAAAUCAUCCCUAAUUCAAAUUUUGUUCAUCAACCUAAACAAAUUGUUAUGGAAUUAUACCAUUUAAUUUUAUAAAUACAUUGUCAUCUUAUUUAUUUAUUUGUGUGUGGAAUCAGUUAAAUGAUGUAGUUCGACUUGUAUAUUCUGUUUUUUUAUUUUUGUUAUGAUUAGUAAUUAGAUCUUAAAAAUGUUGAUGUUAAAUGUAAAAAUUUGUUCAUUGAAGAUAGCUUAUUACUUUAUUUUUCUGUAUUAUUAUUAUUAUUGGCAUACACUAAGAAAUUAAAUUUAGGUUAUAAAGACAAAUAAAAAUAUAAGGUUUAAAAAUAAAAUACAUAUAUUUUCAAAGGCCUGGGACCAUCUAAUCUUAACCUUAACCUUUUUUAGGUAUAAUUAUGCUAAGUAUUAAGGUCAUUAUAUGUUGUCAUUAAUUAUCAGAUUAUUGACAUAUAGUAAUAUUUAAAGCCAAGUAGAUGUAAAAAGUCAGUCAUUAAAUCUAUUUACCCUUUUCUGAAAAUAAUUCACAGUUAUAAACAGAUACUUUUAAUUUUUAUAACUUAU
Nezara viridula (southern green stink bug) is the source of this 9338-nucleotide messenger RNA. Lineage: Eukaryota; Metazoa; Arthropoda; Insecta; Hemiptera; Pentatomidae. The record is from the annotation of a GenBank genome assembly.